AGAAGUUCGCAAAGUCUCUCCUUCACGCAAGGUCUGCUUCUCGGGCAGCUCUCGAUCGUUAUUCUCAUUGGGGCCUUCAUCAAAUUCUUCAUCUUUGGCGAUCCGCCAUCGCCCGACGUGACGGCAGCGUUGCGAGCCACCGAGCGCCGCUCGCGCACCCUCGCACACAAACGCUCCCUCCUGACGCUGCGCAGCAGCAGCAGCAGCACGACGACGACGACGACGGCCCGCCAGGCCUCGCAGCCGCUGAACAAGAAGCGGUCGAGCGUGCUGCGCAACCCGCCGCCGCUGACGACCACGACGAUCCUGAACAAGACGUACUACAAUGUGGACAGCCACCAGCCCGAGAGCCUGGACUGGUUCAACGUGCUGAUCGCGCAGACCAUCGCGCAGUUCCGCAGCGAUGCCCAGCACGACGACGCCAUCCUGACGUCGCUUACGAAGGCCCUGAAUGGGUCCGCGCGCCCCGAUUUCCUCGACGAGAUCAAGAUCACCGAACUCAGCCUGGGCGAGGACUUCCCCAUCUUCAGCAACUGCCGGGUCAUCCCCGUGGAUGAGGACGGGCUGAGCGCGGGCACGGGACGGGGAGGGGAGGGAGGGGGGGCGGGCAGGGAGCACGGGAGGUUACAGGCACGGAUGGAUGUUGAUCUCAGCGACUUCAUCACGUUGGCGCUGGAGACAAAACUACUGCUAAACUACCCCAAACCACUGGUCGCGGUGCUGCCCGUUGGGCUGGCGGUGUCGGUGGUCCGCUUCAGCGGCACCCUCUCCAUCUCCUUUAUACCGGGCAGCCCGCUGAACUCGAGCCCGACGACGCUGGCCUUCAGCUUCCUGGACGAUUACCGGCUGGACCUCUCGAUCCGGAGCCUCGUGGGGAGUCGGUCGCGGCUGCAGGACGUGCCCAAGAUCGCGCAGCUGGUGGAAGCGCGGCUGCACACGUGGUUCGACGAGCGGGCGGUCGAGCCGCGCUUCCAGCAGAUCGAGCUGCCCAGCCUGUGGCCGCGGAAGAAGAACACGCGCGGCGGCGACGAACCCAACGGCGAGCCGGCGAGCGUGAGCAGGGCGAAGGGCAAGGAGAUGGAGCGGGACCUGCGCGACGAGGCUCGGCGGGAGAUCGAGGGCGAGGCUCGGGCGCGGGCUGAGACGGAGCGGGCGGAGAGGCUGGAGCAGGAGGGGCUACGGCGGCGGCGGGGUGAGUACGCGAUGCCUGGGAGCAUGCCAGUAUAA
Molecule: messenger RNA, 1227 nt
Organism: Amorphotheca resinae ATCC 22711
Lineage: Eukaryota; Fungi; Ascomycota; Leotiomycetes; Helotiales; Amorphothecaceae
Exons: 1
Biological process (GO): phospholipid transport; mitochondrion organization
Cellular component (GO): endoplasmic reticulum; ERMES complex
Molecular function (GO): lipid binding
Source: RefSeq, a predicted model, not a curated record